Messenger RNA from Conger conger (European conger), 1430 nucleotides. It is a transcript of the gene kgd4, whose product is annotated as alpha-ketoglutarate dehydrogenase subunit 4. Gene Ontology annotation, biological process: 2-oxoglutarate metabolic process. Lineage: Eukaryota; Metazoa; Chordata; Actinopteri; Anguilliformes; Congridae. The transcript is spliced from 5 exons. The record is from RefSeq and is a predicted model, not a curated record. Bases 266 to 613 code for a protein of 115 amino acids.
UUGUCAUAUGAUCAGCCAAUGACAGGGAGGACAGCCAGGUUUUAUGAUCUUUGUAUUCGCAGCGAUAUUAAAGGCAGAGAGUCAGAUCCGCAUUUGCUUUCAGUUUGGGGGACACUGGGCAAUCGUUGUUAAAGUGGCUAAUAACGAACUCCUUUUCUGUUUUCUAUCACCCUUUACAUUUGGAUGACAGCUCGGGACAUUCAGAGAUGUCAGGAAUAAUAAACAACUGAGGGGAGUAACCCGGAAUAAGAAGUCUGAGGUCGCCAUGGGGAGUAAAGUCAGUGGCAAGAUGGCCGCCGCCGGUAGGGUCGUUCAGGUCGUACGGCCUCAUGCUCCAUUGAUAAAAUUCCCGAAUCGAAAGGAUAUACCAAGGCCAAAUGUCCAAGAGAUUUUGAAAACGGUGACUGCCUGCCUAGCAGAAACACCCCCCCUGGUGCAGACCCCUGUACCGCCACCCCCGCCCUCUUCAGCAGCCAGGCCCCCGGUGACACUCACCCGUCUCCCUGGCAACCCGGACACGGUCGCCGCGGUGACGGACUUCCCCCAGAGGUACCGCAGGAGGCUCAUGACCCUGGAGGAGAUGGACUACAUCCAGCGUGGCGGGCCUGAAUGAGACAGAGUUCCUGUGUAAAUCUACCAAAGUCCUUAUCUGUGGAUAUUGCUUUGUGUCUCCGCUUUGUGUGGGGAGUGCAACCUAUCGUUGCGGGCACACUGCCUUGUAUAUUAUGACUUAAUAUAAAUACAAUUAUUUAAUUACUGGGGGACAUUUAUACACAGUUUAUUUUUAAAGGUGUUGAUUGUGGUGUAACUUUCCCCCCCUCUUCUGAAUGCUUCCAUGUUUGUCGCUUCAUUGUUUGCCCGCAGAGUUCUUAAAGGAACAGGGAACUGUCUCUUACUGAAAGCAGAGAAUACGUUAUGUUAUUUUGCGGUUGCUUUGAGCCCUCUGUUGGUUGGAGCUUAAAGGGGAUGGAUGGUGUUCUCUGUAACCCACACAGUAAUGCAUUCUCUUUCCUGUAGUAAAAAAAAAAAAGUCAGGGUUGUAGAAUUGCCAUUUCCCAACACCGUGCCCUAUGACCUAUGACCUCCAGGGAGGCACAGGCAUAUAUCAUUACACCACAUAUAUGCUGCUGCUUUGCAUAGUGUUACACCAUUUCUGCACAUUUUGAGAGACGCUAAGAGUAGGCUGAGAGACAGGAACUGAACCCAGGCUGAUUAUACUGACAGCCACUUGCUGUUCUACAGCUGGCUGCUUGGGGUAAAGGUUUGUCUAGCCCCAGAAAGACAUUUUACAUUUUAGACUAGCUACAUGAGUACUGUCAUACAAGUAUUGAGCACAGAGCUAAUGCAAAACUAAUUUGUGGGUUUUAUUGUUUUUUUUUUUUGGGUGGGGUUGGAAUUUUUCAUGAAUAAAACAAAAAUCUAUAAAUUAA